Messenger RNA from Ornithorhynchus anatinus (platypus), 1116 nucleotides. It is a transcript of the gene GPR152, whose product is annotated as G protein-coupled receptor 152. Gene Ontology annotation, biological process: G protein-coupled receptor signaling pathway. Gene Ontology annotation, cellular component: membrane. The coding region runs from base 1 to 1116 and encodes 371 amino acids. Lineage: Eukaryota; Metazoa; Chordata; Mammalia; Monotremata; Ornithorhynchidae. Gene Ontology annotation, molecular function: G protein-coupled receptor activity. The record is from RefSeq and is a predicted model, not a curated record. The transcript is spliced from 2 exons.
AUGUCUAACCAGGCCUCUGCCGCCGACGCCGACUACUAUCCCCAGGGGCUCUGGGACACGGCGUUCCUGCUCAUCCUGCUGCUGCUGGGGCUCCCGGCCAACGGGCUCAUGGCGUGGCUCACCGGGGUCCGGGCCCGGCGCGGGGGGCCUCCCGUCUUCUUGCUCAGCCUGGCCCUCUCCGACGCCCUCUUCCUGGCCGACGCCGCCUUUCAGAUCGUGGAGAUCCAGCUGCGGGGCCGCUGGCCGCUGGGCACCGCCGCCUGUCGCCUGUACUACUUCCUGGGGGCCGUGGCCUACGCCUCGGGCCUCCUGCUGCUGACCGCCCUGAGCCUGGACCGGUGUCUCCUGGCGUUCUGUCCCCGCUGGUAUCCCGCCCGGCGGCCGGCCCGCCUGCCUCAGUGGGCCUCCGCCGCGGCCUGGGUGCUGGCCGCCGUGGGCAGCGGGCCCUGGCUGGUCCUGCCCGAGGCCGGGCUCUGGUGGUACGAACUCGUCAUCUGCCUGGACGUGUGGGAAGCCGACGAGAGGCCCCUGCGGGCGCUGGAGGUGCUGGGCGGCCUGGUGCCCUUCCUGCUCCUGCUGGGCUCCCACGCCCUGACCCAGGCCCGGGCCUGCCGCCGCCCCCGGCCCCCGGCCCCGCCGGGCCCGCCCGGUUCCUCCCGGGUCGCCGCCGCCGCCCUCUCCGCCUACGUGGUCCUGCGGCUGCCCUACCAGCUGGCUCAGCUGCUCUACCUGGCCUACCUGUGGGACCUCUACCCGGGCUACUACCUGUGGGAAGCGCUGGUCUACUCUGACUACCUGGGCCUCCUCAACAGCUGCCUCAACCCCUUCCUGUGCCUCCUGGCCGGUUCGGACCCCGGCCCGCUCCUGCGCUCCCUCCUCUCGGCCUUCACCGCCACCCUGGUGGAGACGCGGCCCCCGGCCGCCGGGCCCGCGGUCCCCUCCCCUCAGCCGAGCCCGGCGGCCGGGGGCCCCGGUCCCCCCGGGGAGCCGGCUGCUGAUCCCGGGGGGGACCCCCAGUCCGCCCCCGGCGCGGGAGCGCCGGCCCCAGCGGAGGAGGGGGAGGAGGGUCCUGGGGAGCGCUCAUCUGGGGUGGCCGCCGCUCAGGGGCCUCCUUGA